Messenger RNA from Mustela lutreola (European mink), 4116 nucleotides. RefSeq lists its product as uncharacterized. The record is from RefSeq and is a predicted model, not a curated record. NCBI's taxonomy places the organism in Eukaryota, Metazoa, Chordata, Mammalia, Carnivora, Mustelidae. Bases 2380 to 3342 code for a protein of 320 amino acids. The transcript is spliced from 2 exons.
GCCCGCGGUCCGGCCAGAGCCCGCCUCGCUGCCCUCACUGUCCGAGCGCGUGUUCUCGGCCGCAGUGACGCAGGCGGGGGCCGGGGCUACACGAAGGCCCCGCGGCGCGGCGAGAGAGGAGACUCGGAUGAGACUCGGGGGAGCAGAACCCACGGCAGGUCCCGCGCCCGCCGGCCCUGGCGCUGGUGGCGCAGAGACGACGUGGGGCCCCGCCGGGAGGGGGCUUCCCGCCGCCGCUGUGGCCCCGGGUGUCCUUGUGCGGGCCUGGCCGGCCACGGCGGUGCGAUUCCUGCCCUGCGCUCUCCCACGGACGCGGGCGAGGUGCCCCACAGUGGUGCGGGAGUCUCCUCGGGCCGCAGGAGAAGACACAGGCACUGAGAUGCAAGCGGGCCUUACGCGCUGUGCUGUGCCGGGCUCCCCUCCGGGACUCAGGGCAGCCAGAGCUUGUGUGGUGCGGGAGUCCUACAGUCCCAGAGAGUCCCCGUCCAGAGACCAGGGGUCCUACAGUCCCAGAGAGCCCCCGUCCAGAGACCAGGGGUCCUACAGUCCCAGAGAGCCCCCGUCCAGAGACCAGGGGUCCUACAGUCCCAGAGAGCCCCCGUCCAGAGACCAGGGGUCCUACAGUCCCAGAGAGCCCCCGUCCAGAGACCAGGGGUCCUACAGUCCCAGAGACCCCCGUCCAGAGACCAGGGGUCCUACAGUCCCAGAGAGUCCCCGUCCAGAGACCAGGAGUCCUACAGUCCCAGAGAAUCCCCAUCCAGAGAGCCUGCCAAGCCGGGGGUGGCGGAGUGGCCGGCAGACAGAAGCGAGUCUGCAGAAAGUGGUUCUGCGGGACUGAGCAGGCUUGUGACAGGGUAUUGUAGGUGGCAGCUGUGGGCCAGGGGCUGACGCAAUGAGGCAUGGGAGUUGCUGGCCCUGCUGGCCCCCACCUGGCUGAGAUGGCCCCUCCUCCUCCUGCCUGGACCCUUAUUGUCCUGGCAAAGGGACAAGUCCAGGUGGGCUGUGGGACAGACUGCGGCUCUCCGGACGGGGCUGCAGCGGAGGGCUUGCUGGAGACGCUGCGGCGGGAGAGGGGUGGCGACUCCCUGCGGGUCUGCGGGAGUAGGUCAAGGCCCUCAGCUCCAGCGUAUGUGGAAUUCCCGGUACCAGUCACUGGGGAACAGGAAUCGCUGGUCCCUGAGUCCAGGCGGCUCUGGCAGGAAACCUCUCAGCUAGGGGGCAGGGGCAGCAGCUGUUGGGGCCCCCACACGGAGGGCAAGGGGGCAGCUGUGCUUACAGCUCUCUGGCCUCUGGGGCCUCCCCAGCCCCCGCCACCUCUGGGUGUUCAAGAGGGUAGCCCAGGUGGGAACCCAUGGAAGGUCCUGGUGACUCAGGUGACACUUGUGAAGUGAGGACUUUGGUAAGUUAAGUGUGGUGGUUUGGGGUGUCGCUGUGCAUUCCCAGAAUUCCCUUCCGGGGGUAGCUCUGGGCAGGACUGGACUCCCGGGCACUCACUUUGGAAUGGGGGAGGAGGAGCGGUGAAGGCCAUCCUGGGCAGAAACGGACAGAUGUAGAAGGGUCGGGUUGGAGGGACAGGGGCCGUCUCCCAAGUGUGUCCCCCUCUUCCCGACAGAGGCCUCCCCCGCCACCAGCAUCCCUUAUGGGAAACUCAGUGGCCGAGCUCUGAAGGGGCCACUGCCUUCCCCAGACUUCUCCCUCCGCCCCCUCCUUGUGGUCCUGCUUGCAGAGCUGGGCCUGCCCAGCUCCCCUGCUCCCCUGUAAGCUCUUCCCUCGGCACCUGCCCCCCUGCUUGGGGAGGGCUGCUUAGUGCCCCGCCCCCCGCAAUUCUCCAGCUCUCCAGCUCCCUUCCACAAUUGUGUAGAGUCUUUCGCCACGCUCAUAGGACUUCUGCUUCUUGGAGUGAACCCUGACACAGGCAGAAAUUCGGCACAAACUUGGCUUAAACCAAAAAUGAAACGUUGGUUCAUGGGACCAAGAAGCCCAGGGAAGUGGCUUCAGGUGGUUUCAGCAGCUACUCAGCCUCCGAGCCUUCCGUUGCCCUCGUGGGACGCCGUCUACUGUCUGCUCCCAGUAACUCAGGUGCCCGUUCGGGGAUUGGCCUGGCAGCGCCCUUGGCUGGCUUGGCAAGGAUGGGCCUGCUGACCGGAGCCGCGUGCCCAAGCCACUCUGCCUCCAGAUGGCUCUCAGCGGAGACCCUCCCAGGAACCAGCCCUCUGCGGGGGAGCUGCCCACCCCAGCCCCAUCCCAUGAUGGACUGACCAAUGGGACAUAAAGGCCCAGCCCCUCACUCGAUUUGGGGGCCUCUGGGGUGCAGGCAGCCUGCUGUGUGGACCAUACGACCCAGCCAAACACGGAGUUGGACGUCUGGGUGAGGAGGGUAUGAACCUGAACAGGAAAAUCACUGUGCGGACCCCACUGCUCUGGAGCAAGGCUGGGCCACCCGAGGGGGGCUCUCCAUGCUUUGGAAGCCCUGAUGGACACCACGUGACCAGGUGGCCAGCCCCAACAUGCCUGGGGGUACAUGAGGCCCGAGGGGGAACAGCCUCCCCCAUGGAGGGAGCCCCUGCCUCUCUGCUCUGGCGGGAAGGGACGAACGCCGACAUCAGAGCCUGCGCGGAGUCAAGGCUAGAACGGCUGGACGCUGUGGAGGGCGCCCGAGGGGAGGAAGACCAGAAAGCCAGGGAGGGCGGGGUCUGCAAGAGGCACUGGGAGGCGCGGCAGGUGGAGAUCCUAACGCCCCUGUUAAGGCCCACCAGGGGCACCCACCACGGACAAGGUGCUGGACAGCUUGGGAGGGAAAGUCCUCAACCAGUCGGCGUCCGUCCCGAGCAGCUCUGGGCCGCAGGUAGAUCGCGAAGGGUGUGGCCACAGAGGCCACAUGGCACAACACUGCCUUCCCACAGAACCCACACGUUCUGGGUCUGGGCUUGUCCUUGUCCUUCUGCCCGUGGGGACCUUAGCCAGUGCUGUGGUCUGAGGACCCAUGGUGCUCUGACCCACCAGCACAGGGUCCCAAACAACACUGUGUCAGCCCAAGGGAACUGCUUCCCUGCCAGAAGGUCCUUCACGGUCUGGCCCCUGCCUCUGCCCCCUCUCAUCUCUUGCCACACUCCCCUGGCACACUCUGCAGGCCUUGGUGGCCUUCCUGUUGUUCCUCAAGCACACAGACUUGAGUUCACCACAGGGCCUUUGCACCUGCUCUCCCCUGACGUUGACCCCCGCUUAUUCUCCAGCUCCUGCCCUGCUGAGUUCCUCAGUGUUUAUGACACACGACCUAAGGUUGUCGAUGCCAUUCUCCCCGUGGAGACCUGGGCUCCCGUUCUCCUGGAGCCUCACCCCUAAACAGGUUCUGGACACUGUAAGGUUCAGUAAAUGCCUGGGGUUGGCCUGAACACAGUGAACGCUGGGUCUGCAGGUGCCUUUGGACACUGCCAGGGGUCCCUGGGAUGGUGCUCAGUCUCCCUGAGUCACAGGCCCCUCAUCAGGGAUUGGGGACAAGAAGGUUCCCUGGCACGUUGCAUUGUGGGGGCACGUCACAUUGUUGGGGCUGCGAACGGGCGUGGGGAGCGCAGUGUGGUGCCUGGCAAGGAGGGUGCCCGCGAGCAAAGAAACCUCGCUGACCACUCUGCUGGAGGGUGCCCCCGGCCGGCGCCCAGAGAGACUGGGAAGGACGGGCUGCGGCAAAUCCGGACACGCCGGCGGUAAGGGGGGGAGAGACCUGCCUGCGUCCAUCCUGCGCAGGGACCUGCAAGGUCCUGCGGGCCCCGGGGUUGCUUCCAGCUCCGUCCCCGUCACUGUUUGCUUGGAAACGUGCGGCCUGCUCUGGCUCUCGGGGCACGUCUGCCCACACCCGGGCGGGCAGCAGCCGUGCUCCCGAGCCACAGGCUACUCGGCCGCUGGCCCUGUCGCUUGCAUGUCACCUUUGCAUCUCACGGCGCGUCCUUUUCCGUGAGCGUUUGGGGAGGCGGCUGACCUGUUGGCCUCAGACAGGAAGAGAUGAAGGGAGACCACGGUGUCCCCAGCAUGAAGCCCUCCUCCCUCAGGCCCUGCUCAGGACCAGGGCUCUGCAAACGCAGCCGCCGCCCGUCUUUGUAAAUAAAGUUUUAUUGGCACGCG